CACGGUGUGAGGAUUUGUACAUCGGGACCAGACAGGAGCUCUGCAGCAAUACACCAUAUAUCAGCUAAGCUGCAAACAAACUCUCCGCAGCUUGCAUGAGCGGGUUCACUAAGGCGUGCAGAAACCCGUUCCUCGCUCUCCAGAUCUGGUUUUACGCACGUCACCGGCGCUGCUGACAAUCAUUUUUGUGCAUUAUCUUCUCUAUAGGUGUUUUGCUCAAAGUCAUUCUGGCUUAGUGAAGUAAGUUCAGAUUUUUAUUAUUUUUCCUUUGGCAAACAAAACUAAAAAAAGACUUCCGAAAUUUCACGCGUUAUUGGGCAACGCUCAGUUUUGCGCAUGAAUCUCCUCGACCCCUACCUGAAGAUGACGGAGGAACAAGACAAGUGUCUCUCUGACGCCCCGAGCCCGACAAUGUCCGAGGACUCAGCGGGUUCCCCCUGCUCGUCCGGUUCGGGAUCCGACGCAGAGAACACGCGACCGUCGGAGAAUGCGCUGUGCCCCGCAGAUGGGGUGCUACUGGGUGACUUCAAGAAGGACGAGGACGACAAGUUCCCCGCGUGCAUCCGCGAGGCCGUGUCCCAGGUACUCAAGGGCUACGACUGGACCCUCGUGCCAAUGCCCGUGCGCGUGAACGGAUCUACGAAGAACAAGCCGCACGUGAAGAGGCCGAUGAACGCUUUCAUGGUGUGGGCUCAGGCGGCGCGAAGGAAGCUGGCGGACCAGUACCCGCACCUCCACAACGCGGAGCUCAGCAAAACCCUGGGCAAACUCUGGAGACUCCUAAAUGAAGGUGAGAAGCGGCCAUUUGUGGAAGAGGCUGAGAGGCUCCGGGUACAGCACAAGAAAGACCACCCUGACUACAAGUACCAACCCCGGCGGAGAAAGUCAGUAAAGAACGGCCAGAGCGAGUCAGAGGACGGAGGAGAGCAGACACACAUCUCCACCAAUGCCAUCUUCAAAGCUCUCCAGCAGGUGGACUCCCCUGCCUCCAGCAUGGGAGAGGUGCAUUCUCCUGCUGAGCACUCAGGCUCACAGGGACCCCCUACCCCUCCUACCACCCCAAAGACUGAUGCCAGCUCAGGUAAGAUGGACCUGAAGCGUGAGCUUGGCCACCGGGCUCUGCCUGAAGGCAGUGUUGGGCGGCAGCUCAACAUUGAUUUCCGUGAUGUGGACAUCAGUGAGCUGAGCAGCGAUGUCAUUUCCCACAUUGAAACCUUUGACGUCAACGAGUUUGACCAGUACCUCCCACCUAAUGGCCAACCGGGGCCUGUUGGCGCAACUCCUGUCAGCUACACUGGCAGCUACAGCAUCAGCAGUGGGGCCCCGCUUAGUCCACAGGCGGGAGGGGGUGCGGCCUGGAUGUCUAAAAGCCAGAACCAGCAAGGACAGCAGCAGAUCACCCUAACCACACUAGGGGGUGGUGGAGGCUCAGAGGCUCCUCAGACGCAGCACAGGACCCAAAUAAAGACGGAACAGCUGAGCCCAAGCCACUACAACGAGCAGCAGGGCUCCCCACAGCACAUCCCCUACAGCCCCUUCAGCCUGCAGCACUACAGCCCCUCCUCCGCUUACCCGGCCAUCUCCAGGGCGCAGCAGUAUGAGUACUCUGACCACCAAGGAGGAAGCACCUCUUACUACAGCCAUGCAGGGGUGGGUCAGGGCUCGGGCCUGUACUCGACUUUCAGCUACAUGGGCAGCCCAAACCAGAGGCCCAUGUACACGCCCAUAGCCGACAACGCAGGGGUGCCGUCUAUUCCACAGGGCAGCCCGCAGCACUGGGAGCAGGCUCCAGUUUAUACCCAGCUCACUCGACCCUGAGUUAAAACAGACUGAGACAGGACACCAAAACACAAACAUACACAAAUAAUUAAACAAUUUAUUGUGGGUUUGAGGGGGGGCGUUCUCCUGAAUCAGACACUUGAAUUCAAAGAAGAGGAGAGCUGGACUUUAUGGCUGGCUCACAUAGUGCCUUGCUUAUUUUAUCACAAUGGAAACAUAUAUUUUUAGAAAGAAGGACCGACUUAAGAGAAUCCUCUGUGAGGAUUUAUUAAUUGUUAAUAUUUCUGUAGGUACUGUAUAUGUUUUCAUUAUUAAUGCUGUCAGGUUUUAGCCCAAAGGGAGAGUUAGGGGAGGUUGAGGUCAUGCUGCAGGGAUGUUUGCAUCAACAGGGAACCCGGUCAGAUCUGAUGGGAAGAUGGAUAGUAAGGUUUACAAAUUAGCCUGUUUGAGAAGUGCAAAUAUCUAGUUUCCUGAUCUGAGUUUCUGUACAGUUCUGUUGCCAGCUAAUUUUUAUGUGCCAUUCAGCAAGUUUGGAUUGUAUUGUGUCAUGAUUAUUGGCUAUUAUGCAACAUAAGAGAAAGACUUACAAUCCCAAUGCUGUGCCAUCUUAAUAAGAGAGACUGCAGCCACUUCCACCAACUGUGCCUUGAUGUUCCUUCUUUUAAAAACAUUUUUCCAAACCCUUUGUACGUUUUCCCGCCGUAACCACAGCUGAGAUUACAAUUACUGCCCCAUGGCAUGUGUUUGACAGUUACAGGAAGUCACCUUUAACCCCCAUGAGUACACCCCCCCCCCCCCCCCCUUUAUUUCCACAUCCCCCACAGCAUGCUGGUGUCCUCAAGUCCCCCACCCCCUUAUCAGUCAGAUCCAGUUUAACAUUUUAUUUAUUUAUUAGUGUUAACUUUAUUUUAAAGUAAAUAUUUUGCAUACUAUUCUUAUAACUGAUUAAUUGUCCUCUUUGUGGUGUAGUCAGCAUAGAACUUGGCCCUACUUUCCUUUUUUUGCAAGAUUUAAACAUGGUACAUACUGUAAUUUUUUGUUUAUUUAUCUUAUCUUAUACAUUUGUUUUAAGUGUUUGCCUUUUUUCUAACCAUUUUCAGCAGUUUGUUUUAUAGUUGUGAAGUUUAUUUGAGUCUGACUCAAAAAAAUGUCUGAAUAGGUGGAAAAUAAUCUUCUUUAACUAUAUUUACACCGUUUUUGUUGGAUCACCAGGACUCCUCGUUCUUUCUCCUCCCCACAAAGAUCAAAUCUUGACCGAUGCUGUCUUCUUUUUUUUCUGUGAUCUCUCUAUGUAUUUGUAGUGUUUCUAAACUACCUUUUGUAUAUGGAUUUUCAAUAAAAAAAAAAGAAAAUUUAUCCCAAAAAA
Messenger RNA from Girardinichthys multiradiatus, 3145 nucleotides. RefSeq names its product SRY-box transcription factor 9a (gene sox9a). Lineage: Eukaryota; Metazoa; Chordata; Actinopteri; Cyprinodontiformes; Goodeidae. The transcript is spliced from 3 exons. Gene Ontology annotation, biological process: negative regulation of transcription by RNA polymerase II; oligodendrocyte differentiation; heart development. The record is from RefSeq and is a predicted model, not a curated record. Bases 337 to 1818 code for a protein of 493 amino acids. Gene Ontology annotation, molecular function: DNA-binding transcription factor activity, RNA polymerase II-specific; RNA polymerase II cis-regulatory region sequence-specific DNA binding. Gene Ontology annotation, cellular component: nucleus.